AUGAUUCAUCAUAGUCUAUUUUUUGUAUGUCUUUUGUUUCGAUAUAAAAUACAUUUUCUCAUCUCACUUUUUUAUUCUAUUUUUUUGCGCUAUCAUUCUUUUCUUUUUCCUAGAAUAUUCUUCUUCUUCUUCCUCUUCUUCUUUCUUCCUUUCUUUCUUUUUUUAUUUUACAGUCUUUUUUAUGUCUUUCUGUCUUUCUUUCUUAAUAUUCAUUUAAUAUUCUUCUUCUUCUUCUUUCUUUCUUUUUUUAUUUUACAGUCUUUUUUAUGUCUUUCUUUCUUAAUAUUCAUUUGUUUCUCUUUAAAAAAUCUCUUUGUUUAUUAUUGCUUUCUUUCUUUCUUAUUAAUUGUUUGUUUUUCUUUUUUAAAAAAUAUUUCUUAUUUCUUUUUUUUUUUUAGUAAUUAUUCAUUUGAUUGUUUCCUUUUUAAAAAAACAUCUGUUUUCUUUCUUUCUUCCUUUCUUUUUAAUAUACUUCUUCUUCUUUAUCUAUUUCUUUUUUUAUUUAGUUUACCGUCUUCUUUUUUCUUUCUUUCUUUCUUAAUAUUCUAUUUUUUCUCUUUAAAAAAACAUUCCUUUCUUAUUAUUUUUACAAAAUCUUUCGUUCUUAUUUCUUCCUUCCUUUUUAUUCAUUUGAUUAUUUCCUUUUCUGAAAAAAAAUUCCUUUCUUUCUUUCUUUCUUUCCUUUCUUUUUAUCAAUGCCUCAUGGUUGUCUAUGUUUUUGAAUCUCAUUGUAUCUUUCUUUUUCUUUUCCUCUUCCUAAAAUAUACUUCUUCCUCCUCCUCCUCCUCUUCUUCUUCUUCUUCUUUCUUUCUUUCAUUCUUUCUAUUUUUAUUUAUUUACCUUUACAGUCUUUUUCUUUCUUUUUUUUUCCGCUACAACAUCUAUCUAUCUAUCUAUCUAUCUAUCUAUCUAUCUAUCUAUCUAUCUCCGCGUCUUAUUUAUAUAUCUACAUAUAUAUCUAUCUAUCUCAGUUACAACAUCUAUCUAUCUAUCUAUCUAUCUAUCUAUCUAUCUAUCUAUCUAUCACAGUCUGUUCGUAUCUAUCUAUCUAUCUAUCUAUCUAUCUAUCUAUCUAUCUAUCUAUCUAUCUAUCACAGUCUGUUCGUAUCUAUCUAUCUAUCUAUCUAUCUAUCUAUCUCCUUCCCUUCGUUAUCUAUUUUAUAUCUAUCUAUCUAUCUAUCUAUCUAUCUAUCUAUCUAUCUAUCUAUCUCAGUCUCUUCAUAUCUAUCUAUCUCUGAUUCUUCCUAUUUAUCUCUUUCUAUGCAUCUAAUUCAUCUGUUCAUAUCUACCUAUAUAUCUAUAGCAAUCUAUCUAUCUAUCUAUCUAUCUAUCUAUCUAUCUAUCUAUCUAUCCCGUUUAUCUGAUACAAUACAUAUCUAUCUAUCUAUCUGUCUAUCUAUCUAUCUAUCUAUCUAUCUGUCUAUCUAUCUAUCUAUCCAGUUUCAUAAUUAA
Messenger RNA from Acanthosepion pharaonis, 1452 nucleotides. Lineage: Eukaryota; Metazoa; Mollusca; Cephalopoda; Sepiida; Sepiidae. The record is from the annotation of a GenBank genome assembly.